Molecule: messenger RNA, 3260 nt
Organism: Podarcis muralis (Common wall lizard)
Lineage: Eukaryota; Metazoa; Chordata; Lepidosauria; Squamata; Lacertidae
Gene: RXYLT1
Product: ribitol xylosyltransferase 1
Biological process (GO): protein O-linked glycosylation via mannose
Cellular component (GO): Golgi apparatus
Molecular function (GO): ribitol beta-1,4-xylosyltransferase activity
Source: RefSeq, a predicted model, not a curated record
GCUGCGCAAACAGGCAGGCUCCCCUCCCUGGUCCCGUUGCUGUCGAGACUCCCCGGGAGAACCAGCCCCGAGCCAAGCGCGCGAGACCCACGGAGCCCCCCUGGGUCCGUCCGGGACGCGCGUGUCCCGAAUCCUCCGGGCGCGCCCGCCUCUCUCCCCGCCCGUCUCUUGGCGGGCAGGCGAGGGCAGCAAAGCCUCCCUCCGCGCGUCACUUCCCGGGCAAGAUGGCGGCGCCCGCGGGGCCGUGAAAGAUGCGGCUCACUCGGAAGCGGCUGUGCUCCGCGCUGCUGGCCGCCUACUUGCUCUUCUCCCUCUACGCGGCUUACAGCGUCUUCUUGAAGCCCCGCCGCUCGGCCGCCUCGCGAGCUGCCGCCCCGAGGGAGAAGCAGGGGCGAGAACAUGCUGUUUUGGGAACUGAAGAAUGGAAUCCUUGGGAAGUUGAUGAGAAAAACGAUUUGCAGCGGAAGUCUGCAAAUAGUCUUCAACUGUUAAAAAAGAUGCAAGUGCAACAGGAACAAACAGACCUGAGGGUACAAAUUUGGGGGAAAGCUGCUAUUGGCCUUUACCUGUGGCAGCAUAUCUUUGAAGGUCUUCUUGAGCCUGCUGAUGUGUCGGCCCAGUGGAGAGAAGGAAGCGUCACAGCAGGGAAAUCAUUCUUCAGCUUCAUUACGGGUCCAGCUGUAGUCCCUGGCUACUUCUCAGUAGAAGCUGACAAUGUGGUUCUAGUGCUGAAUGGCCGAGAGGAAGGAAAGAUCUCCUACGCCACUCAGUGGCUGCAUUAUGCACAAACAUUAGUACAAACUCACAAGCUGCAGCAUGUUGCUGUUGUGUUGCUUGGAAGUGAACAGUGCAGAAAUGAAUGGAUUUCCCCUUACUUAAAAAGAUAUGGAGGGUUUGUGGACCUGCUCUUCGUAAUAUACGACAGCCCCUUAGUGAACGAAGAAGAUAUUUUCCACUGGCCUUUGGGAGUUGCUACCUACAGAUACUUUCCUGUAGUUGAACCAAGUUGGUCAAUGCUCCACACGCCAAGACCGUACCAGUGUAAUUUCUUAGGAACCAUUUAUAAGAAUUCAACAAGAGAGAUCCUAGUGGACGUCCUGAAACAAAAUGGACUCGAUAAGCUUUGUUGGAUUUCAGCCAGAGAAGAGUGGUGGCCUCAGGAAACAAAUGAGAGCCUUCGAAACUACCACGACGCAUUGCUACAGAGUGAUCUCACGUUAUGCCCAGUGGGAGUAAAUACAGAAUGCUACAGGGUUUAUGAGGCAUGCUCAUUUGGCUCCGUUCCUGUUGUAGAAGAUGUAAUGACACCAGGCAAUUGCGGAAAUUCAUCUGUGUCCCACAGUGCCCCACUGCAAUUACUAAAGACCACGGGAGCCCCCUUUAUCUUUAUUAAAAACUGGAAAGAACUUCCUGCCAUUUUAGAAAAAGAGCAAAAUAUGACUUUGCAACAAAAGAUUCAGAGGAGGAAACAGCUUAUGGAAUGGUAUCGGCAAUUCAAAGCACAAAUGAGACAAAAAUUUAUUAGCGCACUGGAAAAUUCCUUUUUAGCUAAGGACGGAGGAGGUUAAUUGUUACUCUGAAUAGACUAUAGUGUAAUGUGGAUCAUUGGAAGCCAGAGCCGCUUCCCACAUUGGUUUUCCCCCCACGAAAUAAAAAUGUAGACAUAAAUGCAUGUCCACAAUAUAAGGAUCCUGCAUGAAUACCAGCUGUCAGUGUUGACGAAAUGGAUUCGCAUGCCACCUUGCAGUCCCACCCACUAUGGGACUCUCUGAGCAGAUUUGGUGGGAGACUGCAGGGAGAAAAAGAGGAAAGGACGUCGUUUUGCAUGAGCAGAAAUCUGCUUGUAUAGUGUUAGAUGUUGCCUAACGGCCUGAAAAUUAAUUAAGAACUCAGUUUACAAAAAAAAAGAAAGUCUUGUCACUGAAGAAUCUGCCUCAAAUCACGUUGAUAAGUUUAGUUUUAUUUUCAAUAUUUAGUUACCACCCAAUAACUAAAGUUCCUUGAGCGGUUCGUCAGUAAAAAUUAAAACCAUAGAACUUAUAUUGAAAUGUAUGUUAAAUCUAAGCAACGACAAAACCAGCUGCAAAAUAACACCAGCAACAAAGAUCAUCAGUGCAACAGGAUGGACAAGCUUAGGAAAACGAUGGAGGUAUUUCAUUGUUUCCCUGACUUUCUGAAAAUAGGAUUAGAAACACAGUGGGGUUUUAAUUAGCUUGUUUGAGUGUGGAAUAAAACAGGUUCAGUGAGCAGAAUAAAAUUAUCCAAACUAAUCUUUUUCCAGCAAAGAGAAUUAAUAAAACUCUGUAAGCUGCUGGUGGGCAGGAAGUUUCAGUCUAUUUCUUCCACAGCAGAUGAGCUCUUGUCCCCCCACAAACAAGACACUUUACCACUGCUAUCUGAACGUGGGGUUCGUAACAGGAAUUCACCACUUUUGACAUAGAGACAGGUGUGUGGUGACUUUCAGAUGGGAGUACCGUAUUGCAAUCUAUGUAGAGCUGCAUUUGAAUAUGGUUCAGGAGCUUCUGCUAGUGUGAAACGUUUCCGCUUGGCUGUUGACAUGUACAAGUAGGCACCAUCCUGUAAUAGCUCUUUUGAGACUCCUGCAUUGGCUACCAAUCUGUUUCCCUGGAGAGCUCAGGUCCUGAUUGCCUCUCUUCUAGUAUGAAAAAUACAGCAAUCUCCCGCUGGCCCCCAUCAGCAUUAAAAAAUGACUUGCUUCACAUUCUGUUUUUUUUUUUUGUGAAGGUCAUAUUGGCCUCCACACACUAAACUGGCCUUCCCUGUUUGUAACCUCGUAGUUUAGGAAUUGAUCUACUGUGGGCGAGCCGUAUUGACUUCUUCCCUGUUAUCUUUCGGGAGGCAAGUUAAGACUUCUUUCUUGCUGUUGAUUUGAGGGUCUUUGUUCUGCUGACUAGCUGUUUUAUUCUUAUAUUUCAGUUUUCCUUACAACUUGUUUCACGGUUGUGUGUUAAAAGACUUUCUGUGUUCAUAAAGUGGUAUACAAAUUACUUAAACACAGUAUCAAAAUCAAGGUCAUAGCAAAGCCCAUUUCAUUCAAACUAAUAAUAAUAAUAAUUUUAUUAUUUGUACCCCGCCCAUCUGACUGGGUUGCCAUCCACUCUGAGUGGUAAUUUUGCAGUAAUAGCUAUGGGGGGUGGGGGGUGGGGACAACCACCACAACUACAUAAUGACUGUGGAGUCCAGAUGCCAUUUGUAUGAAGUGUAUUCCAGGGAGGGUCUCUUCUUUUUAACGUUGAGAA